Messenger RNA from Pogona vitticeps (central bearded dragon), 3663 nucleotides. The record is from RefSeq and is a predicted model, not a curated record. Lineage: Eukaryota; Metazoa; Chordata; Lepidosauria; Squamata; Agamidae.
AGUUUUACCUCCUCCUGGCCCUUUUCAGAUCGAAGCCCUUGCGCACCCCUUCGCCCCCGCUCGCUGCCAGGGGCGGGGAUCACUUAAUAUUGCUUAAGGGGAGGCCAUCUCCGGAGGAGAGGAUCAGGGAUCGCUUCCGAUCUGGCCAAGAGGGCUGGGUAGCGGCAGGAAGGAGGUGGAGAGAGGAUCGUAUAAAGGCAGGAGACCAGACCCUUGCCUCCCCCAUCGCGGCUCGGAGUUCCUCGCCUCCUAUUCCAGCCUCUGCUUGAUUCCUGGUUUUCUGAAGGGCGGUGCAGGCUCCCUCUUCCACCGGCAGCAUUCGCAGGAAUAAAUCGCCCCAACACCACUUCGGGUGGUUGCAAAGAUCCGUAUAACCAACCAUAAGAAGAGCCUUGGCGAUCCCUGUCUUCUCUUGUUGUGUUUCUAUGAAGCAGAGGAUGGCUAGAAACCCCAGUCCAACUUGGAUGGCCAUACCCUUUGGUCUGCUUUUCCUUGUCCAGGAAAUCCAUGGCUUCUUCUUGCCCAACACCACCGAUUUGGAAAACAUCCUCAGCAAAUACCGGGACGAGCAACCCCAUUCAAGGACAAAGAGAGCCAUUUCCCACUCAGACAAAGAAGAGAUCCUGAUGCUCCAUAAUAAACUGAGGGGCCAAGUCUACCCCUCAGCCUCCAACAUGGAAUACAUGAGGUGGGACGAUGAGCUGGAGAGAUCAGCUGAGUCCUGGGCCCAUCAAUGCAUUUGGGAUCAUGGACCUGCCACCCUUCUAAUGUCGAUUGGGCAAAAUCUGGGAGUUCACUGGGGCAGGUACCGCGCUCCAGCUUUCCAUGUCCAGUCAUGGUAUGAUGAAGUGAAAGAUUAUACCUAUCCCUAUCCUCAUGAAUGCAACCCAUGGUGUCCAGAGAGAUGCUCAGGAGCAAUGUGUACUCAUUACACACAGAUUGUCUGGGCCACGACAAAUAAAGUCGGCUGCGCUGUGAACGUCUGCGCGAGGAUGGACGUGUGGGGCGAAGUCUGGGAGAAUGCCGUCUAUCUGGUCUGCAACUAUUCUCCCAAAGGCAACUGGAUUGGAGAAGCUCCGUACAAGAACGGCCGCCCUUGUUCCGAAUGCCCACCUAGUUAUGGUGGAGGAUGUCAGAACAACCUGUGUUACAAAGAUGAGCAUUAUGUAGCGAAACCCGAAACAGAGGAGACGAACGAAGUGGAGAUCCCGCAAGUGACAGAAGACAAACACGUGUGGGUGCAAGAGAGGGUGAAGCCUCAACCCACAAAACCGGUGAAGGACAAGAAAGCAACUAGCACGGUCCACAUGACCCAAGUCAUCAAAUGCGACACCAAAAUGAGAGAUAAAUGCAAAGGAUCCACAUGUAACAGGUACCUGUGUCCUGCCGGCUGCUUGAACAGUAAAGCAAAAGUGUUUGGGAGCUUUAACUAUGAGAGUUCCUCCAGUAUAUGUCGGGCGGCCAUUCAUUCCGGAGUGUUGGAUAAUCGAGGAGGUCUCGUAGAUAUUACCAGGAAGGGCAGAACAGACUUCUUUGUGAAGUCAACACGAAACAGUGUUGAAUCGUUAAGCAAAUUCAAGCCUUCCAAUGGUUUUGCUGUUUCAAAAGUCACAGUGCAGACUCUGGACUGUUACACCACAGUGGAAGAGCUGUGCCAGUUCAGGAAGCCAGCCACUCAUUGCCCAAGGUCUUACUGUCCAGCAUAUUGCAAGGAUGAGCCAUCCUACUGGGCCCCGGUCUAUGGCACUAAUGUUUACGCAGAUAAUUCCAGUAUCUGCAAAGCUGCAGUGCAUGCUGGGGUCAUUGGGAACCAGGAGGGCGGCUACAUAGAUGUCAUGCCUGUGGACAAGAAGAAAUACUACAGUGGCUCCUUGAAGAAUGGAAUCCGAUCCGAAAGCUUAAAGACCCCGCGAGGCGGGAAAGCCUUCCGAAUCUUUGCCGUAAAGCAAUAAGCUUCCAAGCCAAGGAAACCUUUCUGCCGGGAGGCCCAUACUGCACUGUACCUAAGGAGAACUUACAGAUGAUGGUGUUCAUCUUGGCCAAUACCUGACGAGGUCCAAAUAGCCAAAACUCUUGAAAGGAGGACAAAGAUGGCCACAAGACUCAAGUUCGGAUUUAACUCUCCACAUCCCACUCAGUGUUUUUUUAAUUAUUAUUAUUAUUAUUUACAUUCAAAUGUUUAGGUCAUUUAGCCAAAGUUGCAGGUCUACAACACUUCUCCUCCACCAGAUGCGCUGCUUUGAUUGCUCAAAGAGUGUGUUUCGUACUUCUCCAACUUCAAGGCUGCUCCUUAGGAAAACUGUACCACCUCCAUGUUUUAGAAAUAUCUUCUGUGUUUGAGGAGAGAAUCCAGGUCAUUCUGGUGGCUCUUGGCUUCAUUGUUAGCCGGACAGAUUUAAGUGCUGUCUUGACACCCUCAGUGCAGAGGUUCUGUAGACCUGGAAAAAGUGUAUGAAGUUGAUGAAAGAGAAGGAACCUUUGUGAAACAGCAACCAUUCUGGAAACUAGGAAUAGAUCUUAAACAAAAAUGGCAAAAUAGUCGAGUUUGCUGGCCAAACAAUUACAGGACAUUAAGACGGUAGGGGAUGUUGUUAACAAGAAGAAAAUGAGACCCCUGCCUAGGCACAUUUUCAUCCACAGUACAUUUGAUGGCAUGGUGUUAUUUACAAUUAAAUGCAAUUUAUUGUAUUCAGCAGAGCUGAUCAUAUCUCAGCUAAGCAGUGGUCACUGAAAGCUGAUCUUUCUUUUCCUCAGAAACGUUAAGGGCGUUUCACUUCGGCUUUCCUGUUUGUACAGACGAGAGGCUUUAUUUUAAAUAAGUGCAUCGGGAUUAACUGCAACAUAUAUAAUUAUACAAAGCUACUAAAGCUGGUCUGGGUUUUUUUUUGUACUCAAAACAUACACACAUAUUACAUGGAAAUGUUUUCAUUAUGAAUGGUGCUAGCCUGUAGAGUGAUGGCAGUUUGAUAGCACUUUAGCUGCCAGGGCCCUGUGCUAAAGAAUGCUGGGAUUUGAAGUUUGUUGAUGUCAAUAGGAUUAUGGGCUGUAGUUCAGGAGCCCAAAGUUCUCCAGCACGAAUCCUAAGCCCCAGGAUUAUGUAGGAUGCAGUCAGGAUGGUUAAAGUGCUAUCAAGCUGCAAUAACUGGGUAGUGUAGAUGCACUCCAACAUCCAUACAGUUAUUCUAGGGUUUAGAGGUUAAGAAUGUUGUAAUAUUUCCACCCUUUAAAAUGACAUCUAUGACCGAGGUCCCCAAAACUUGCUUGUUUCUCUUAUGCAGAUCUGGUUAUAUUGUAUUUACAUAUCAAACCAAGAUCUCAAGCCACAUCUGAAUGGUGUAUGUGGAACAUGUAAUUCCAGUCUGUUGAAUGUCAUCAACACAAGGAAGCACACACUGCAAACAAAUCAGAUGGGCUUUGGUGUUGAUUUGGGUUGGGGAUCCCUCUCCCUUAGCUAUACACUCAAGGAACCAUCCAAAAUGAUUUGAUCAAUUAUCUCCAGUGGUUUGGAAAUAUUGAGACCUGGGGUGAGGCAAUGAUGUAAUCAUCAUAUGCAUGGCUCUGUGGCCUCUGAUCAGCAAUCGUAUAAGACAGUGGUUUCCAACCUUUGCUUCCCUAGAUGUUUUUGGGCUAAAACUCCCCAAAGUUUUCGCCACUCGCUGUGCU